This is a messenger RNA of Drosophila ficusphila, 746 nucleotides long. It is a transcript of the gene GILT2, whose product is annotated as GILT-like protein 2. Gene Ontology annotation, molecular function: oxidoreductase activity, acting on a sulfur group of donors, disulfide as acceptor. Bases 83 to 706 code for a protein of 207 amino acids. The transcript is spliced from 4 exons. NCBI's taxonomy places the organism in Eukaryota, Metazoa, Arthropoda, Insecta, Diptera, Drosophilidae. The record is from RefSeq and is a predicted model, not a curated record.
UGACUUUAUUCAGUGUCGAGCGGUCGCUGGCGUUGAGCGGCUGCAAAUUUCAAGAUCAGCUUUGAAAUCAACUGAAACUGCCAUGAAGGCGAUCAUCUUUGUCUGCCUUCUUCUGGGAUGGGUGGGCGUGGCCACGCCAAGGCGUCAUCGAGGCCAGCAGACUGACAGACUGCCAGUUACCCUGUACUACGAGGCGUUGUGUCCCUAUUGCAUGGAGUUCGUCACCACCCAACUUGGUCCUUCGAUGGUGCGAAUGAACCGACUGCCGUACACGAAUCUUAAGCUGAUUCCCUAUGGAAAUGCCAGGAGCGACGACUCCGGAAACGUGGUCUGCCAGCACGGGGAGCUGGAAUGCGAGCUGAACGCCUGGCACGCCUGCAUACUGGAGCACCAUGACAUCGGCGAGUCCCUGAAGCUGAUUGCCUGCAUGAUGAGGGGCAAGAAGAACAGGCUGGACAAGUGCGCUGACCGCUAUCAAAUCGAUGUGGGCGAUGUCAAAAGCUGCAGGAAGACGCGCGCGGUGAACGACAUUCUGGAGAAGUACGGCGAGGAAACGGCCAAGGUUUCGUUUCAGGGAGUGCCAGCCAUUGCUUUGGAUAAUGUUUAUGAUGCGGAUAUCUCAGCGAAUUUGACUGACCAUUUCGAUGCCAUAUUUUGCGCCACGUACAAAGAAAAGUUCCAUAAGAAGCUAGACAACUGCCAGUAAAAUCGAAUGUGUUAGCAAAAUAAAUUAACCACAUUCUUAA